AUGAAAAAUUCUGUUAUAGAUAGCGGCACCGAAGUCAAUGCCCAACAAUUAGCUAUUUAUGCUCAAAUUCCACCCGAAUCUUCUUCGACGGAAAGCAGCAUCCCGAAUCAUGAUGAUAUUCUUUCAUAUGAUUUAGACGAAAUUGAAGAUAGAUAUUCCUAUCGUGUAAAUGACGACGUUGAUAUUUCAGAUAGCGAGUUAUCAUCUCCAUCAUCCCUGUUCGCUUCGAAAGACAACAAUUUAUUGGCCAACACAAAUUUUUACGAAGCUUUAUUAAAAAAACAGAGUGGUUCAGGAAAUAAUAUUAUUAACGACAAGGAAAAUCAUAUUAAAGGCUCUCUUAGCACUGCUGACGACCGUUCAUCAACCUUGUCUUUGAUGGAAGCUCACAGUAAAUAUAAUAUAAGUCACGAUGAUAAAAUGAACAACGUUACCACCGAAGACAGUUCCCUAAACCUUCCUUCAAUCAAUGAUUGUGAUGAUGCAAUCAAAGAUUCCUCACUCACAAGAUGCGUUAACGAAAGCCUUUUCCGGUUCCAUUUAGAGUUUGGGCACGAAAUUUUUCGUUACGCUGGUGAAAAUCUUGAAAUUCAACUUCAAGAAGAAAUUAAAUCUGAUUCUUUACUAUUGCGACUCAUUGCGCGUAAAUGUAAAGACAUUUCAAAUUUAACGGAGGUUUCUAUUGAUAAUAACGUUUUGAGAUUUAAUCUGACUCGUUCCGUUACCUGCAGACGUUUGGUAGGCAAACUUCUACCUAUGAAGGUAGUAAAUAUUAUAUCCGGUGUGGCUGCGUUAUGGGGAAUUUCUGAGGGUCCAGAAGAGCCUUCUCUUGUAAAAUUUGAUCCCGUAAAUAAUUUAGAGCUCAUUAUUCUGAACGAAGCAAAUUCACAUUUUAGCUUUAAUGUCCCCGAAGGCUUAGCAUUCAGACUUAAAGAGGAUAAAAUUACGUUCGAAUUAGUUCCUAACGACGUUUCUAGUCGAUUCCUUAAAAGAAUAGAAGAGGAAGUUGUUUCCAGAGUUACUGCAAGAAUUGAUGAUGCUUAUUUAAAGGACGAUUCCUUUCUUUAUACUCGGUUUAUUCAUUUUGCCAAUAAUAUUAAUUCCGAAAGUAGAGAAAUUGUCAGGGGGAUGAUUUUACAGAUGCUAGUUAGAGACCAUGUCCAUGAGUUGAUAGAAAAUACUCGCAGUUUGCUAACCUCAACUUUUACCCGAGGAAUCGUCUAUUUGCAACGUGGAAAGGAAGAUCUAUCUGCUUUCGAGAUAAUCUCACAACAGUUGGAGGACCACAAGAGUGUGAUUAUGAAAACAGUCCUCAAUAACGAAGGCAAACAAACUUGGCUUUUAGA
Messenger RNA from Acaulospora colombiana, 1346 nucleotides. The record is from the annotation of a GenBank genome assembly. NCBI's taxonomy places the organism in Eukaryota, Fungi, Glomeromycota, Glomeromycetes, Diversisporales, Acaulosporaceae.